CCUUCUUCCACUCGCCCGCUCUCUCGCGCGCGCUCUCUCUCUCUCUCCUCUUUUCCCCCCUCCCUCCCUUCCUUCUUUCCCUCACACACACACGCGGGCGCGCGCACGGCCUCCUCCUCCUCCUCCUCCUCCCGGCCUUUCUCCCCGCAACCUACCCGGGCGGCUUCGUCGUCGUCGUCGUCGUCGUCGUCGGCGCCCUUCCCUCCGCCUCCCAGCCGGCCGCCAUGGCGAACGUAGCCGACACGAAGCUGUACGACAUCCUCGGAGUGCCGCCGGGGGCCUCGGAUAACGAGCUCAAGAAGGCAUACCGGAAGCUUGCCAAGGAGUACCACCCUGAUAAGAAUCCAAAUGCAGGUGACAAGUUCAAAGAAAUAAGCUUUGCCUAUGAAGUUCUCUCAAAUCCCGAGAAACGCGAAUUGUAUGACCGGUAUGGAGAACAAGGCCUCCGAGAAGGUAGUGGUGGAGGUGGAGGAAUGGACGAUAUUUUCUCCCACAUAUUUGGUGGGGGACUGUUCAGUUUCAUGGGUAGUCAGAGUAGAAGUCGCAACGGAAGAAGAAGAGGUGAAGAUAUGAUGCAUCCACUCAAAGUUUCUUUAGAAGAUCUUUAUAAUGGAAAGACUACCAAACUACAACUUAGCAAGAAUGUUCUUUGUAGUUCAUGUAACGGCCAAGGGGGUAAAUCUGGAGCAGUUCAGAAGUGCGCGGCUUGCCGAGGCAGAGGUGUGCGUAUCAUGAUCAGGCAGCUGGCUCCUGGGAUGGUUCAGCAGAUGCAAUCUGUCUGCUCCGACUGCAAUGGAGAAGGGGAAGUAAUUAAUGAAAAAGAUCGCUGUAAAAAAUGUGAAGGGAAGAAGGUGAUCAAAGAAGUGAAGAUCCUUGAAGUCCAUGUAGAUAAAGGCAUGAAGCACGGGCAGAGAAUCACCUUUACUGGAGAGGCCGAUCAAGCCCCCGGAGUGGAGCCAGGUGACAUUGUUCUCCUGCUUCAGGAAAAGGAGCAUGAGGUGUUUCAAAGAGAUGGGAAUGAUUUGCACAUGACGCACAAAAUAGGACUUGUUGAAGCACUGUGUGGCUUUCAGUUCACAUUUAAGCACCUUGACGGACGUCAAAUUGUGGUGAAAUACCCUCCAGGAAAAGUAAUUGAACCAGGCUGUGUCCGUGUUGUUCGGGGGGAAGGAAUGCCACAGUACCGCAAUCCCUUUGAAAAGGGAGAUCUUUAUAUAAAGUUUGACGUGCAUUUUCCUGAAAACAACUGGAUUAGCCCAGAAAAGCUUACGGAACUUGAAGAUCUUCUGCCUGCCAGACCAGAAAUCUCCAACAUAAUUAGUGAUGCAGAGGAGGUAGAACUUCAAGAAUUUGAUACCACUCGCGGUUCAGGUGGCGGCCAGAGGCGUGAAGCUUACAACGAUAGUUCUGAUGACGAAAGUGGCCACCAUGGACCUGGGGUGCAGUGUGCCCAUCAGUAAAAGUUUUGUCUGGGGGUGGGGGAGGGGGGAAGUUACACACGAAAUUUUCUUUUCAAAUUUUGCCUGACUUGUUUCCAGCAAUCCAGUUGGAUUGUGUGAGCAAUCCACAUGAACCCGAUGGACAUCUGUUGCUAUAUGUGUAACUUUUAAAUUGGUCCAUAGUAUCUACAGAGUGUAUAAUUUAAACUAACCACACAAAAAGCUUUUUUUUUCUACUGUUCUGUAGCAGAAUAAAGGCACUUGAAAGGAAGAUGAGAUUCUCUCCUUUUCACCUGGGUUAAGUUUCAGUCCUUGUACUUGUGCUUGAUUUUUACCAGUUUUUGUGUAGAUUUUAAGUUCUAUAUUUUAAAAAUUCAAAUUCUACAUUGUAAAGUUUUUGUGUAAAACUUUGUCCCGAGGCUUGGUAUUUGGCUGCACCUGCAUAAGCUGCUACAAUAGAAUAAAGAAUUUCAUAGCCUGUAUCUAUCACUUUAGAUGCAUGGUAAGUUAUUGGACUUGGCACACAGUGGGGUUAGAACUGAUGUGGAACCAUGGAAGAGAGAGAGAAAAUUAGAAGUGGUUGUAAAAGUUUUUUACCAUCUUGUGAAAGGUUUCUGAAACUAAAUAAAAGCCGUUGGUGUAUGAUGAUA
Molecule: messenger RNA, 2089 nt
Organism: Lacerta agilis (Sand lizard)
Lineage: Eukaryota; Metazoa; Chordata; Lepidosauria; Squamata; Lacertidae
Gene: DNAJA2
Product: DnaJ heat shock protein family (Hsp40) member A2
Exons: 9
Coding region: 225-1460 (411 amino acids)
Biological process (GO): protein refolding; response to heat
Cellular component (GO): cytosol; cytoplasm
Molecular function (GO): ATP binding; Hsp70 protein binding
Source: RefSeq, a predicted model, not a curated record